AUGGCUUCCGUGCGGUCGUCUCGCUUGGGCCCCCUCCUCCUGCUCACCCUCUUCUUCGUGGCCGGGCAAUCGAUGGAUCUACAGCACUGGCAAUGCGGCAGCGAGGCCUUCACCAAGAACUUCUCCUACACCCUCGUCCACAACGACUGUCCGGCCAUUGCGGGCGAUCUCAACCAUUGCUGCGUGGUCCACGACGACUGCUACGUGAAACAGAAGGGCCAGGAGUAUUGCGACAAGGUGUUCUGCGAUUGUACUACGUACGUUCUACACGGGCUGGAUGCUGAGAAUUGCCAAAGCUAUUCGGAUACGACGUGCUUGAUGAUGCCAUUUUUCGGGAGUGUCGCCUACGAGAAUAGCUACAAUUGGACUCCCCCGGCAAACAUGCUUCACCUUCGCCCGCCCGGUGCACUGAUCCAGCCGUUCGAUCAACUCUACAGUGCUUGUCCUGAUGUUUCUACCGUACUCUCCUCGUGCUCGUACAACUACAUCGAAUGCGGCUUCUCCGGCAAGGGCAUCAUGAACUGCGGCCGAGAUUUGAGUCGCUGUAUUACGACGGCUACUGCUGAGAUUGGUGGCCACUGCGCGGUGGAGACGGAGCGAAUCUCGGAUAUUAUCAAAAAAGAAACCUACCGCUUCUUCGAUCUCACCGACUCAUCCAACAUGUAUCUACUGAAGAUGGGAUUGCUGGUGUUUGUGAUCGUGUUCAUCUUCUUCUCGCUGUUCACACUGCUCUACCGGCACUACAAUCGCUGGGUGCUGAAUUCACGCGGAUCGAUGGAAGACAUCAAAUACCAAUCUGUC
Molecule: messenger RNA, 801 nt
Organism: Mesorhabditis spiculigera
Lineage: Eukaryota; Metazoa; Nematoda; Chromadorea; Rhabditida; Rhabditidae
Source: the annotation of a GenBank genome assembly